This is a messenger RNA of Syngnathus acus (greater pipefish), 1653 nucleotides long. RefSeq names its product nudix (nucleoside diphosphate linked moiety X)-type motif 8 (gene nudt8). NCBI's taxonomy places the organism in Eukaryota, Metazoa, Chordata, Actinopteri, Syngnathiformes, Syngnathidae. Gene Ontology annotation, molecular function: coenzyme A diphosphatase activity. Bases 122 to 1276 code for a protein of 384 amino acids. The transcript is spliced from 5 exons. The record is from RefSeq and is a predicted model, not a curated record.
UUUUCAAUUCUCUUCCCAACUUCAACAUGUAAAACAAGUUUUGCGUCAUGACUGCGCAAUGAUGGCAACAGUGACGAUCUUGAAGCUACGUUGCGCAUCACUACUAAUGGCAGCUGGGUAGAUGCCGUGGAUUCAACUUUCAAGAAUGUUUCGGGGCUCACAGCUGGUGAUCAGCUCAUGUCCGUUAAGGUCACAUCUGCGACUCAAUGAGUCCAUCUGUACCCGCGCUGGAUGGUGUUUGAAUGAAUGGAGGCAUGAAGGCAUUUUUGGAAGAUGGACACAUUCGUCACUCUCUACAGAGGCUGGAGCCUGUCCGACAAAGUAUUCUCUUUUUAACUCACAAUGUGACAGCAAACUAAGUCAAGAGGCCUCAUUACAAAACCUAAAAUCCACAGAUCCUGCUAAGUCUCCUUCAAAGCAAGCUGUGAACGUUCGAGACAGUUUAUCAAACGCAGCUUGCCGUCUAUCUCGGAGAAGAUCUCAAGAUAUUUGUCAUCCUUUGCACAAUUUAAAGAAUACAACAAACUAUGGCCAUUUUUGCUCCAGACAGAAGACUGUCAGCUCCUUGCAAUGGUUAGAAAAUGUCCGCACAAGAGCACAAGCCUAUAGCCUUUCUUCUCACCAAACCAGAGCAAUUCAUGGAGUCUGGAGUGAGUGUCUUACUCCAGAAAAUGAAAACAGGUGUCGACGGAACCUGGCGCCCAAUUUGAAGAUGUAUAAUGUGGAGAAGGGCAAUAAAACUCAGAGCCAAGGAAAGAGUCAGGGAGUAUGGGCGUCCAUUUUGGCAUUGCUCUGCAGUGUCGAGGGAGAACCAGCAUUUCUCUUCACGCUGCGCUCCAGCACGUUGAAGGGGCACAGGGGGGACGUCAGCUUUGCUGGGGGAAAGAGUGAUCCAUCAGACGGUGAUGUGGUGGUCACUGCGCUGAGGGAGGCCCGGGAAGAGCUUGGUAUUCACGUGCCAACAGAAAAUGUUUGGGGUGUCCUCAAGCCACUCAGGGACAGGUCAGGGAUGAUGGUGGCUCCUGUGCUUGCUAACAUAGGCCCACUUGAGGAGUUGUCCUUCCAACCAAAUCCUGCAGAGGUAGAGGAGAUUUUUACGUUGUCUUUGUCCCAUUUGUGCGACCCACAAAACCGUGGGUACACACACUUCCGCAGAGGGGACAGGUACAGCUACACGAUGCCGGUGUUUCGUAACGGGAAGCACCGCGUAUGGGGCCUGACCGCUAUUGCCUUAGACCAGUCACUAAAACUUCUUGUCCCAUCACAUCUGCAGUGAAGCACAAUCAUCGAAUGGCUCAGAGUUCAAAUUUAAUCAUGUGCAGUCAAGCUUCAACUUUUUCUGCACAAUUUUUACUUGUUCUCACAGAGUUCCUUUAAUUGAAGUCAGCCAAUUUGCUAUGAUGAAACCGCUUUGACUUGUUGCACAUCUUCUGAUUGACUGAAUGGAAUGAAUUGAUUAAAUGAGUUUCCAUAAGUUAUUUGCAGCUUACAAGACGAUAUGUGAAAUCCGUGAGUCCCGGAUAUUUAUUAUUACAUUUAUCACGUUUUUACCUCACUCAGAAUCAAACCUGUACUAUUUCAGAUUGAACAUAUUAUAUUAUGUCAGAACAUGGUAUGUUCAAGGACAAAUGCAUUAAAGAUCACUUGGAAAAA